AUGGAUUCAUUGUAUGUGCCUGGCGUUGAAGCUGGGCCCCGUUCUUCAAGCCGCUCCCCACUGCACUUACACCCACAUCACGGACCGCAGCAUCAACUUCACCUUCACAGCAGCCGGGAAGCUGGGGAUUCGCAACAAAUCCAACACUCUCACUCGACCCAUGGCCUACCUGCUCUAAGUGUGCCACGAGUUGAUAGUUUUCCGGGCAAUAGUCCUGUCUUAACCGCGGACUUGAGUGGGUAUGCCAGCAACUAUAACAACCGUCGAGCUGAAAUCAGUACCGUGGCCCAUGAAGCACACCAGCAUCGACAGCAACAAACACACCAGAGAAAGCAACUGCCUCAUCAGCGCCAAGGCCAGGAGGUCGGGAGGCAUCCCGACGCACCUGCGUCUUCCACUACGCCUGGCCUUUUUGACGGCUUGAGCUCACCUGCAGUGACACCGAACUCACCCGCUCAGCCAACAUCACACCAUGGGCAUGGCGUCACUCCGCUGAGAGAGGAGUCCUCGGCGGUCAAAGCAUGGAGACAAAAGUUGUUUGAUCUGGAGGAUAUCGUGUUACUGAGCAACGAGGAGUACGAGACGUACUUCCCCUGGAUCGACAACAUUUACAGCCACCGCUCGACGCAACAGUACAAGAGCAAGCCCUUUGAAGCGAAGUAUUAUGACUGUCGUCUCAAGGGCCGCCCUUCGGGAACCAAAAAGUCAGAUGACCCCCUGAAGAAGAAGAGGAAACGAAAUGCUCGCGGUCUUGGCUUGUGCGAUGUCAAGAUAAAAAUCACCAAGUAUGAGCCAGGUUCUACUGCAGAACUGGAAGCUGCCGCCACGAACAAUCCGGAACUUGGGCAGGCUCUUGCGCGUAUCCGACAUCAGGACCAAGUUUUUUACACUUUUCAACGUAUCAACGGAAGUGUCACAAACGGCGUUGGCGACGGCAAACCUGCAGAGCACAAACAUGACUUGGCAAGGAGUGAUCAAAUCAAGAAGAGCACAAGACAUCGAGAGUUGGCCGAGCAGGAGAGGGAACGGAAGCGGUCGAAACGACAGAAGGAUGUGAAACGCCCACCAAAGCCGUCGUCAUUAUCACCUUGGAAGGCAACGGGGCUUGCCGCCGAGACCGCAAAGAAGCAUGCCAAAGAAGGCAUGAUCAAGUUUUACGCAUCCUGUUUCUGCCCCUUUUCGCAACGAGUCUGGAUUGCUCUGGAAGCCAAAGGGUUUGACUAUCAAUAUUGCGAGAUCUACCCUCUGCAAAAGCCGAAGCCUACCCUGCUGCUCGAAGCGAAUCCGAGAGGCCUGGUGCCCGCCAUUCGACAAGGUGACUGGGCUUGCGCAGAAAGCACAGUCAUUCUUGAAUAUGUAGGUGUCGUGCCCACCUGGGCGUUGAUGCUUCGUCGUGAUACGCCUUCGAUGCUGACAAGUGAGUUGAAAAAGCUCGUAGAUUCAGGCCAUGGAAAUUUAGUAUUGCUGCCUACUGAUGCAAGAUUGAAAGCAAAUUGUCGGCUGUGGAUAGAAUUCAUAAACUCAAGAAUAGUUCCAUCAUUUUACCUCCUCGUAUCGGCUACUGAAGAGGAACCCAAGAGACAAGCGGCGGAAAAGCUGGAGCGAGAUAUCGCCGAGCUGGUCCAACACGCCGAAGAAAACGGACCGUUCUUCUUGGGUGACCACUUCAGUCUUGUCGACAUUCACCUCGCCCCUUUCGCGAUCCGUUUGCCUUACCUUCUUCGCCAACUGCCGGGAUGGACGCAACCUCUGUUUGAGAUGAGGUGGAAGAAGUGGGUUGAUGCGCUGGAGCAGAAUGAGUAUGUCAAGAAUACGACGAGUAAACCGGAGCUCUAUGAGAAGUCGAUGGGAGAUCUGAUCAAGGCAUUUCAGGCGAGAUUCCAGGGGGGUGAUGUCUGA
Messenger RNA from Podospora pseudocomata, 1899 nucleotides. RefSeq lists its product as uncharacterized. The record is from RefSeq and is a predicted model, not a curated record. Lineage: Eukaryota; Fungi; Ascomycota; Sordariomycetes; Sordariales; Podosporaceae. The transcript is spliced from 4 exons. The coding region runs from base 1 to 1899 and encodes 632 amino acids. Gene Ontology annotation, cellular component: cytoplasm.